This is a messenger RNA of Didymodactylos carnosus, 1467 nucleotides long. NCBI's taxonomy places the organism in Eukaryota, Metazoa, Rotifera, Eurotatoria, Philodinida, Philodinidae. The record is from the annotation of a GenBank genome assembly.
AUGUCUAAUCUACGACGAUCCUUAUUUGUCGCUGAAAGUUUUGUUUUUAUCUAUUUUAAUCCAAAUAAACUUGAAAAUCAAGAAUUUAUUUCGCGAUGGUGUGAUAGCUUGCUUUAUCCGAUACAAACAUUCGAUGAUAUGGAUUUAUGCGUUGAUUAUCUGACUGAUUUGCGCGAUCAAGUAUUCCUUAUUUUAGCUGAUAUAUCGUGUGAAACGGUUGUUCCACUCAUUCAUGAUUUACCUCAACUUGUCCAUAUUUACAUCGUAUGUGAAAAAAUCACCGAAGAGGAAGAUUGGAUGAAGUCUUGGAAAAAAAUUCAGAUCAUUUCGAAUGAUACUGUAGUAAUGUUUGAUCAAUUUCAUCGUCAUGUCCGACAUGCGAGUGAGAGUUCAGUUCCCGUCAGCGUUACUAAACCAUCAUCGCCAACAAAUCCAAACAAACUCGAUCCCUCAUUCAUGUAUUCUCUAUUAUUAAAAGAGGUCAUCCUCCAAUUCGAGUAUAAUGAAAAGGCUAAGAAGCAAUUCGUAGACUUUUCGCGAGAGAAUGCUUCAAAAUUCAUGACUUCAUUAGCGAAAAUCGAUGAAUUCGAACAGCACUAUACUUCUCAAUCAGCAAUAUGGUGGUACACAAAGGAACCAUUUAUUUAUUUCACAAUGAAUCAUGCUUUGAGAACGAACAAUGUUGACGUGAUUAUGAAAAUGGAUUUUUACAUUCAAGAUCUUUAUCGAGAGCUAGAAAAGCUGCGAUCAAAUGCAGAGCAAAAUACAAAGAUAACUCUCUAUCGAGGACAGGGCAUGUCCAUUACUGAAUUUCAGUAUGUACAAUAUGGCGAAGGUAGUUUUCUUUCAUUUAACAGCUUCUUAUCCACGAGUUGUACGAAAUCUAUAUCUUAUUUUUUUGCUGAUGCUGCUCGACAUAAUCCGGAUUUGGUCGGAGUUUUAUUCAUCAUGGAAAUCGAUCCAUCUUUCUCAACAGUACCAUUCGCAUCACUUGACGGUUUGAGUCAUCAUGGUGAGGAGCAGGAGAUUUUAUUUUCGAUGAAUACGAUCUUUCGCAUUGCCAAAACGGAAAUCAUCGACGAUCGUUUAUGGGAGGUGAAUCUGAUCUUGACCGAUGAUACUGACCCACAAUUAACCGAACUCACGGAACAUAUUCGAAAAGUUACUGACGGAUCAGGAGCAAUUUGCCAAUUGGGUUCCUUAAUGAUUGAAAUGGGUCAACACGAUCUAGCUGAAGUGUACUACGUUGAAUUAUUGGACAAAUAUGCCGCUGAUAAUAAUUAUGAAUCACUUGCUCAUAUGCACAACCAAAUGGGAUAUCUCUGCUACGAUAAGAAUGAUCUAUCAAGGGCAACUUUUCAUGUCAAUCGAUGUCUUGAGAUCAUAUCGCAGCAUCUUCCAUCAGAUCAUCCUAUCCUUGCAGCAGUUUAUAACAGUCAAGGAAUGAUUUUCAAACGAGGCAAGUAA